GGAGCCAUCAUGGCGGCGGCCAGAGGCCUACCCGGCUCCCGGAAGCAGGCUGUGAGGGGCGGGCGCGCUGCUGGAACCCAAACCCGAGCCCAAGGCGGAGGUAGAGCGGGCAGGGCGGCCGGGCGGCCUGGAGCCGGACGUGUCCGGGGCGUCCCCGCAGACCGGGGCAGCAGGUCGUCCGGGGGCCCGCCAUGCUGGUGACUGCCUAUCUUGUUUUUGUGGUCCUCCUGGCCUCCUGCCUGGGGUUGGAACUGUCAAGAUGCCGGGCUAAGCCCCCUGGAAGGGCCUGCAGCAACCCCUCCUUUGUUCGGUUUCAACUGGACUUCUAUCAGGUCUACUUCCUGGCCCUGGCAGCUGACUGGCUCCAGGCCCCCUACCUCUAUAAACUCUAUCAGCAUUACCACUUCCUGGAGGGUCAGAUUGCCAUCCUCUAUGUCUGUGGCCUCGCCUCCACAGUCCUUUUUGGAUUGGUGGCCUCCUCCCUUGUGGAUUGGCUGGGUCGCAAGAAGUCUUGUGUCCUCUUCUCCCUCACUUACUCUCUAUGCUGCUUAACCAAACUCUCUUGGGAUUACUUUGUGCUGCUGGUGGGCCGAGCACUCGGUGGGCUGUCCACGGCCCUGCUGUUCUCGGCCUUCGAGGCCUGGUACAUCCAUGAACACGUGGAGCGUCAUGACUUCCCUGCUGAGUGGAUCCCAGCUACCUUUGCCCGAGCUGCCUUCUGGAACCAUGUGCUGGCUGUAGUGGCAGGUGUGGCAGCUGAAGCUGUGGCCUGCUGGAUGGGGCUGGGGCCUGUAGCACCCUUUGUGGCCGCCAUCCCUCUCUUGGCUCUGGCUGGGGCCUUGGCCCUUCAUAACUGGGGAGAGAACUAUGAUCGGCAGCGUGCCUUUUCAAGGACUUGUGCUGGAGGCCUGCGCUGCCUCCUGUCGGACCGCCGCGUGCUGCUGCUAGGCACCAUACAAGCCCUGUUUGAGAGCGUCAUCUUCAUCUUUGUCUUCCUCUGGACGCCUGUGCUGGACCCACAUGGGGCUCCGCUGGGCAUUGUCUUCUCCAGUUUCAUGGCCGCCAGCCUGCUUGGCUCUUCCCUGUACCGCAUCGCGACCUCCAAGAGUCUACUUUGCAGACAGGAAGAUGCAAGGUGUACCAGGACCUGCAAGUUCCAACCUGUGUGGAGAGAUAACAUCAGCUGGUGCUGCAGGAAUGUAGUGUGGAUGCGCUUCUGCAGGGGGAAACUGAGGGGGAGGGAUGGAUGGGGGUCUCAGGUCCCUAUUCAGUGAAGAAAAAUAAAAGGUCCCCCACCCAGACCUCGGGGUAUAGAGGUUGAGGUUAAGUACCGAAAAACAUACCUUUUCCUUCCCCCAUCUUGAGGCUAAGAGAGAGUCUCUUGCAAAAUUCCUCUUCCUCUUUCUGCCCCGUUGAGCUGGACCUAGAUAUACUUUAUAGUUAUUUGUAGACUUUCCGUCUCUCUCUACCAUAGUGUGGUUUCCUUGAGGACAGGAGCAAGUUGUGUCUUAUUUUGCCUUUGUCUCCUCCAUAUAUACACACAGUGGGUACUCCGCCUGUGGCCGUGCUCAGUAAAUAUCUGGAGAGGAGACAGGCUAGCUCACACCUGGCUUUUCAAGUGCUGCCCAUUUGGGAAGUCUAUUAGACUGGAGUCCAGAGCCUAGUCAGUGAUUUGUUGUUUGGGACGACAGUAAUUAUUUACUAAUGGAAGCAUGAGGGGGCCCCACAUUCCUAAGUGAUAAGGAAAUAGGAAGAAGAGACAGACUAAUGAGGCUCCUUUAGUUUUGUCCCUGCUGAGCUUUCUCCAAAGGGGCUGGAUAGAGUGGGGAGGGCUCUGUCUCCUCAGAUGCACAGGGCAUUAAGAGCUCCAAGGCAUCUUAGACAUUGUCCAUUCAGCCUUAAAUAUAUUUUUAUUAGGCAUCCACUGUAUGCCAUGCAGUGUAUUACUAGGUGCUGGUAAAUUUCUUUUACAAAGAGCAUGUAGCAGGUGAAUGGCAAAGCCAAAGCUAAACUGUGCUUCUUGCUGCCUGCCUAGUGCCCCUUCUAUGACAGGUACUGCCUGUGUCCCCUGGGUCUUUGCUGAUCUGCCUUUUCCCCCUCUAGCCUUGCUCCCUCAUCCCAAGCCUGGUCCUGGGAGAAGGGCAAGAGACUGUGGGAGUGUUUGGCCUCAGCCAUCUGGUCCACUUUUCGGUAUCUGCCCAUAGGAGUCAAAGGAGGGAUUGAUUCUCCAGGCGCACACUGCCUGCAAAAUACUGCUUAUGAUGCUCUGCUGAGAGGCCGUAUAGGCAACUGGUUAAGAGCAUGGAACCGGAGCCCAGCUACCUGGGUUCGAAUGUGUGCCUUAGUUUCCUCAUCUGUAAAACAGGGAUGAUAAUAUAGUCUCUGCCCCCAUAGGGCUCUUCGGAGGAUUAAAAGCAUUAUUGUAUUUAAGUGCUUAGAAUAGCACUUGGCCCACAGUGUAAGCACCACAUAAGUGUUUGCUUUUAUAUUUUAUUUAAAAAUUUUUUCAAUCCAGCUGAGCCUAACCAGAUCUGGGUAUGAGAAUGAAUGGAUGGAGCUAUGAUGGGGUAUAGAACUUUACAACACAUCCCAGUGGCUGGGUGAUUCCCAGAAGUGUUUAUCUUUGGUCCUGGCCCAGAUAGAAGUAUCAAGCUAUUUGAGAGGCCUUCUACUCUGGGGUAUAUGAGCAGCUGAGUAGGGUGUCAGUAUGUUCCACUUGAACUCAUUUCCUCUUCAAGUGGGAAGGUCAGCUUGGUGUCAGACUUGAUACACACCACCAUCUUUCACUAAGAGGCUCCUGAUUUUCUGACUUCCCAUCCAGCUGGACACAUGAUUAUUUGAUUUGGAACUUCUAAGUGAUCCGGAGGAGAGCAGAAACAUCCCAAGGAACCAGAAUCCAAUAGAUGAGAGGGCAGGAGGAUUGGGUCAUGAGGACAGCACUGGGUUCUGAGGCCUGGAGGACUGUCUCUUCCUGGAAAUGCAGUCCCUGCUCAGGAAGAGGAGGGGCUUUUCCCAGCUAAGGGCCAUGGCCCCUUGGCUAGGUCUAGGUUCUAUUCCCCAUCACUGUUCCCCUAAUCCCAACCCUGUGGUUCUCUCUUUCCCUUUUAUUAUAUUUUGCCACCACUUCCUCACAGAACCACAGAAUAGAAUUAUAAAACAAACAAAAAUUUGUCAUGCUUGGGAUUAGAUCUAAUGUUACAAAAAUACUUUGUGGGGUGCCUAGGUGGCUCAGUCGGUUAAGCAUCUGCCUUCGGCUCAGCUCAUGAUCCUGGGGUCCUGGAAUC
Messenger RNA from Callorhinus ursinus (northern fur seal), 3284 nucleotides. Lineage: Eukaryota; Metazoa; Chordata; Mammalia; Carnivora; Otariidae. The record is from RefSeq and is a predicted model, not a curated record.